Molecule: messenger RNA, 489 nt
Organism: Prunus armeniaca (apricot)
Lineage: Eukaryota; Viridiplantae; Streptophyta; Magnoliopsida; Rosales; Rosaceae
Source: the annotation of a GenBank genome assembly
AUGCAACCCGAUCAGAGUAAUGAUACAUGGGGAGGGUUCCAAAUGGGACCCAAAGGCCUUAUCCCAAUAGAUGAAGAAGUAUACCAUAGCUGUCUACGUAACCAAGCCUAUCUGGACGUCGCCAAUAACAUAAGGAGUCAAUAUCAGUUGAAUAUUGAAGCACACUCUUACAACCAGGUAUUAGAAGAUGCUGCAAUUAUUGCUGCUGAUAUGUGGCCACCACCAGGAAUAGACUUACCUUAUGUUCCAGAACCACAGGACUUAAACUUUCCCCCUGUGCCAGACCCAGGAGAUGAAGCCUAUUUGGAACUUCUGGACCUUGAUGCUUUAUCUGCUGAAUCUGUUGCGUCAUCUGCUUCAGUAGUUAUCAUUGAACCACAAAAUCCUAGUCCAACUAUCAUCAAUAUAAGUUCUAAUGAUGAAAAUGAAUAUCUCGAGCCCAUUAUCCCUCCUGUUGAAGUUAUAGAUAUUAGUUCUGAUGAUGAAUAG